Molecule: messenger RNA, 2229 nt
Organism: Fusarium oxysporum Fo47
Lineage: Eukaryota; Fungi; Ascomycota; Sordariomycetes; Hypocreales; Nectriaceae
Product: NADH-quinone oxidoreductase subunit G family protein
Exons: 6
Coding region: 1-2229 (742 amino acids)
Biological process (GO): ATP synthesis coupled electron transport
Cellular component (GO): membrane
Molecular function (GO): iron-sulfur cluster binding; NADH dehydrogenase (ubiquinone) activity
Source: RefSeq, a predicted model, not a curated record
AUGCUCCGAAAUACUCUAGCACGUUCGGCUUGGCGGACGAGCCGGCGGGCGGUCAAUGUCUCGCGAACCUUCGCGACGACAAGCCAGCGCCCGGCCGAGGUGGAGCUGACAAUUGAUGGAAAGAAGGUUUCGAUUGAAGCUGGUUCUGCUCUUAUUCAAGCCUGCGAGAAGGCGGGCUCAACAGUCCCUCGAUACUGCUACCACGAGAAGCUUAUGAUUGCCGGUAACUGCCGAAUGUGUCUGGUGGAGGUUGAGAGGGCACCGAAGCCCGUUGCCUCUUGUGCUUGGCCUGUACAGCCCGGAAUGGUCGUCAAGACCAACUCUCCUCUGACCCAUAAGGCCCGCGAGGGUGUCAUGGAGUUUUUGCUGGCCAACCAUCCCCUCGACUGUCCUGUUUGUGAUCAGGGUGGUGAGUGUGAUCUUCAAGACCAGUCUAUGCGUUACGGAGCCGACCGAGGCCGAUUCCACGAGAUUGGGGGCAAGCGAGCCGUCGAGGACAAGAACAUUGGCCCUCUGAUCAAGACUUCGAUGAACCGAUGUAUCCACUGCACCCGAUGUAUUCGUUUCUCCAACGAUAUUGCCGGAGCUCCGGAGAUGGGUUCCACUGGCCGUGGCAACGAUAUUCAGAUUGGCACCUACCUCGAGAAGAACCUGGACUCCGAGAUGUCUGGUAACGUUAUCGACCUCUGCCCCGUUGGUGCUCUCACGUCGAAGCCCUACGCUUUCCGAGCUCGUCCUUGGGAGUUGAAGCACACCGAGUCUAUCGACGUUCUCGAUGGUCUUGGUUCCAACAUCCGUGUCGACUCCCGCGGUCUCGAGGUCAUGCGAAUUCUGCCCCGACUUAAUGACGACGUGAAUGAGGAGUGGAUUAAUGACAAGACCCGAUUUGCCUGUGACGGCCUCAAGACUCAGCGACUGACAAUGCCCCUGGUCCGCCGUGAGGGCCGCUUCGAGCCUGCUGAUUGGGAGGAGGCUCUCACUGAGAUUGGUCGUGCUUAUCAGAUUAAGAACCCUCAGGGUAACGAAUUCAAGGUCAUUGCUGGCGCUCUUACUGAGGUUGAGUCUCUGGUUGUCGCCAAGGACAUGGCUAACAAGCUUGGCUCCGAGAACCUGGCUCUCGAUACCCCUACGGGCAGCCAGCCCAUCGCCCACGGUGUUGAUGUCCGAUCCAACUUCCUUUUCAAUUCUCAGAUCUGGGGUAUUGAGGAGGCUGAUGCAAUCCUGAUUGUUGGCAGCAACCCUCGACAUGAGGCUGCUGUUCUCAAUGCCCGUAUCCGAAAGCAGUGGCUCCGAUCCGACCUUGAGAUCGGUGUUGUUGGUGAGACAUGGGACUCUACAUUCGAGUUCGAGCACUUUGGUACCGACCACGCUGCUCUCAAGUCCGCUCUCUCUGGUCCCUUUGGAGAGACUCUCAAGAACGCCAAGCGACCUAUGAUUAUUGUUGGCUCCGGUGUUACUGACCACGCGGAUGCCAAGGCAUACUACGAGACCAUUGGUGCUUUCGUUGAUAAGCACGCUUCUAACUUCCGAACUGAGGAGUGGCAGGGUUACAACGUCCUCCAGCGUGAGGCUUCUCGUGCUGGUGCUUUUGAGGUUGGCUUCACUACUCCCUCUGCUGAGGUUGCCCAGACCAAGCCCAAGUUCGUCUGGCUCCUUGGUGCUGAUGAGGUGAACGAGGCGGAUAUCCCUAAGGACGCUUUUGUUGUCUACCAGGGUCACCACGGUGACAAGGGUGCUCAGAUUGCUGACAUUGUUCUUCCUGGUGCUGCCUAUACCGAGAAGGCUGGUACCUACAUCAACACUGAGGGCCGUGUCCAGAUGACACGAGCUGCUACCUCCCUCCCCGGUGCCUCUCGAACUGACUGGAAGAUUCUCCGAGCUGCCAGUGAGUUCCUUGGCGCUCCUCUCCCUUAUGACGAUGUCGCCAUGGUCCGAGACCGUAUGGUUGAAAUCAGCCCUGCUCUGGCUGCUUAUGACGUUGUUGAGCCCGUUGCUCUCCCUGCUCUGAGCAAGGUCCAGCUCGUCGACCAGAAUAAGGGUGCCCAGGUCACUGGAACACCUCUCAAGAAGGUUAUCGACAACUUUUACUUCACCGAUGUCAUCUCACGAAGCUCUCCCACAAUGGCUCGCUGCUCAGCGGCUAAGGCUACGGGUGACCCUAGGACAAACUUUAUGGCUCCUGGCAUGGAGGAGGAUAAGCCCAUGGGCCAGGUCGAGUACGGCGUAUGA